Molecule: messenger RNA, 1766 nt
Organism: Austrofundulus limnaeus
Lineage: Eukaryota; Metazoa; Chordata; Actinopteri; Cyprinodontiformes; Rivulidae
Product: TBC1 domain family member 15
Exons: 10
Coding region: 197-1588 (463 amino acids)
Biological process (GO): activation of GTPase activity
Molecular function (GO): GTPase activator activity
Source: RefSeq, a predicted model, not a curated record
GCCGUGCUCUAUAAUGAGCCGAAAGGAGUUUUUGAGACCUUUUUKUUUUUUUUUUUUUCUUGGCUGUUUUGUUGUUGUUGUUUGUUUGUUUGUUUUUCCUGACCUGGACUUGAAAGGCUGCAGGAAGAAGAAUUGUUGUGUAGGGUUUAAAAUGCGGUUGAAUUUGUGAGGUUUUUUUUUUUUUUUUUUGUCACGCAUGGAAGAACGGGACGACCACGCCGGGAAGCCGCUUCCCCAGCCGGCAGCAGAGGAGCGGAGCGCCGGCAGCCAGCAGCCGGAAGUCCGCUGCCGGAGGAGGAGGGUGGCCUCGGUCAGCUCUCCUGCUCUGUCCGCCUCACGGCUCACCUUACCCGGGGUCAUGGACUCCGAGGGCAGGGUGGACGAGUCCAGACUCAGGAUGCACAUCUUUAAAAACGGUGGCGUUUGUCCCUCUGAGCGAGGCCUAGCGUGGCGCUUCCUGUUUGGGAUGUACCCGUGCAGCUCCACGGCAUUGGAGCGCUCCCUGCUGUGCGAGCAGCUGCUGGUGCGUUACCUCGUCAUGAGGAGAAAGUGGCAGCAGUUUCUGCCCUCGGCGGUGAGGAUCCAGCUCAACGGCACCGACGCUGAGUUGGUCUCAGCUGUCAGGUACUUUGACCAGAGGGAGGCUCAGGCUCAGCAGCAGACCCAGGAGCAGUCUGAAGAGAUUGGGGACAGACUGGUUUUCUUGGAGCUACAAGCUCAGAUUCUGUUUGAGCGUGUCACGUUUGACCAGGAGGAGCUGCGAGAAGCCAUACGGAUCAUCGAUAAGGACGUCCCUCGAACAAACAGAGACCUCAGCUACUACCAGGAUAAAGGUUUAGGCAACCUGUUGGUGCUGAGGAACAUUCUCAUCACUUAUGCUGCUUUUCAUCCAGAGGUCAGUUAUGCUCAGGGGAUGAACGACCUGUGCAGCCGCUUCCUGGAGGUCCUCGAUUCGGAGGUCGACGCCUUCUGGAGUUUCUCUUGCUACAUGGAGAAGUUCUCCCGAGAUUUCAGGGCCGACGGCCUGCACAGGAAGAUAGAGCUGGAAGCAGCCCUGCUGAAAGAACUGGACCCUCCACUCUAUGCUCAUCUGGUCAAAGACAAUAUGGAGAGUUUCACAUUCUGCCACAGGUGGCUGCUCCUGGGCUUUCAGAGGGAGUUUGAACACAGCGAUGCCCUGCGUUUGUUCGAGAUCCUGAGUUGCGACCACCUGGAGCUCAUUUCGCAACAAGUUGACCGAGCUCGCCAUCAGGAGAGGCUGGCACAGAAAUACUGCACAGAGAACAGGUCGAAGUCAGAGCUGCCGGCGUUCAACACCGACUUCACCUUUGAGCUUUUCAUCUGCGCGGCCAUCCUGUUGGACAACAGAGAGUCUCUGCUGCAGUGCCACGAUGACGUCCAGCUCAUCCAGUUUACCAGCAGCCUCCAGGGAUCACUGGACCUGAACGACACGCUGAAGAAAGCAGAGAACCAUUUCUACAACUACUGCAAGCGAUGUGCCUGGGACUAUGCUGCUCGCUCUGCAGCGCUCUGUCACAGACAGGAAGACUUCUUCUAUCACCUCCGGAGUUUAUUUGUUUUAAAGUAACGCCAUUAGCUCCAUGGCAAAGACGUUCUGAGAGAAAUAGUCUGACGGCAGCUGGAACUUGAAAGUAACAAGAUAUCAUUCCUUUGUAGCAAGAUGAUGCAAACAAAAAUACACUUCCUUAUUAUAAAUGUACAGUAUUUAUUCUAUGAACACUAUCUAAUAAAGCUGUAAGUUAUUA